This is a messenger RNA of Scylla paramamosain (green mud crab), 7528 nucleotides long. RefSeq names its product Y+L amino acid transporter 2-like. The record is from RefSeq and is a predicted model, not a curated record. Gene Ontology annotation, biological process: amino acid transmembrane transport. The coding region runs from base 973 to 2505 and encodes 510 amino acids. NCBI's taxonomy places the organism in Eukaryota, Metazoa, Arthropoda, Malacostraca, Decapoda, Portunidae. Gene Ontology annotation, cellular component: membrane. The transcript is spliced from 17 exons. Gene Ontology annotation, molecular function: L-amino acid transmembrane transporter activity.
GGAGCUCCGGUUGUGUUACGGCGGUGAAGUGGUGUUGCGUCUGUCCUCGGCGGGCAUGUUGUGGUGGACUACGGUGUUGAGGGAGAGGUGGAUGUGAAUAUGGCUGGCCUGUUGGUGGAUAGGGAAGAGUGGAUAGUGGAAGAGAGAUGUGGAGAGUAUGGAAGGUGGAGAGGGAGGUGGAGGUGGCUAUGGCGGACGUGACUGGGUUGAGGUGGUGGUUGUGGUGGUGUUUGGUGUGUGUGUGUGGUUGUUGAGGAUGGAAGUGGUUUGGAUGACUAGGAUGAUGGCGUGACUGGCUGGUGAUGAUGGUGGUAGUUGCAGGGGUGGGGGUUGGAAUGGUUGUAGGGGGUGUUGGUAGUGAUGGUGAACGUGACUGGCUUGUGGUAAAGGUGGUUGUGGUUCUUGGGGAUGGUGGUGGUUGAGUAAUAGUGGUGGGGGUAGCGGACGUAAAGGUGUUGUGGUUGUUGGGUGUGGUUGAGGGUUGGGGUGGUGGUGGUAGUUGGGAGUGGUGGUGUGGUGGUGGGGGCGGUGGUGGUAGUGGUGAUGGUGACGCUACAGUUGUCAGGGUUUAUAGAGAUGGUCGUGUGUGUGUGUGUGUGUGUGUGUGUGUGUGUACUCCUGUAAUCAGCAAACUGCAGUCACUCGUUCGCUUGUUUCACCUCCCUGCUUCAGGCCUUCCUUCUCUCCCCUCCUCUCCCUCCCCGCUCCCUCGCCUGCCUGCCACCCUCUCCCCUCUCUUCCUCGCCUGCUCUCCCCUGCUCCUCGUAUCCUAGACCUCGUCGAGAAGACACACACCUGGGCGUCUCCAGGAUCCUUCUGACACACAGAGCAGCCGAUCAAGAUAUAUAGUUUGGAAGGCCGCCAGCCAGCGCCCACCAGCGGCCCCAGUGCUCCUUGUGCCUUCACUUGCGGCGUCCCCUCUCCCCUAUCCUCCUCAAAGUCCUUCAGCAUGUCAGAUUUUAUCUCACAAGAAUGGCUGCCCCAUCGUGCAUCUCCUCGCUGGAGUUAAUAAGGCAGCUCCCAUCUCACGCCACGGGAAAUCUGAGAUCUGAAAAGUCCAUUCUCACCACCACCACCAUCUCCACCGACACCACCGACACCACCAGCAUGCCGGCCAAGCGCGUGCCCACCAGCGACACCACGGAGGCCCUCACGGCGGAGCUGGAGCCCAUGACUCCCAAGGAGGAGAGGCCACCUGGGGAGGUGGGCGAGGAUGAAACGCAAAAGACACAGCUCAAGAAGGAACUCGGCUUGCUGGAGGGCGUGGCCAUCAUCCUUGGCAUCAUUGUGGGCUCAGCACUGUGUAUCGUCAGUCACAAUGGUACCACAGGCCAGUGCAGACCUAGCUGUUUCCUUCUGUUAAUGUGCAUCUUCACCUCGCCCAAGGGAGUGCUGAGGGAGACAGGCAGCGUGGGCAUGUCGCUGGUGGUGUGGGUGAUGUGUGGCCUCAUGUCGCUGGUGGGCGCGCUAUGCUAUGCAGAGCUGGGCACAUCCAUACCAAAAUCAGGCGGAGACUAUGCGUACAUUAAUGCUGGCUUUGGCUCCCUCCCUGCCUUCCUUUUCCUCUGGGCUGCCAACCUCAUCUUUGUGCCCACCACCAAUGCCAUCAUGGCGCUGGCCUUUGCCAAGUAUGUGAUUCAACCGUUCUUCCCCAACUGUGACCUGCCAGACGAUGCUGUGCGGCUCAUUGCAGCACUGUCCAUAUCACUGAAUUGCUGGAAUGUACGAGUCACCACCAAGCUGCAGGAUUUCUUCAUGGUGACCAAGAUUGGUGCAUUGCUCAUUGUCAUCAUUGCUGGCAUUGUCCACCUUUGCAUGGGCAACACUGGGAACUUCCACAACUCCUUCCAGGGCACCAGCACUGAGCCAGGCGAGAUAGCUGUCUCCUUCUACUCAGGCAUAUUUUCCUAUGCUGGAUGGAACUACCUCAACUUCAUGACGGAGGAGCUGAAGAACCCAUUUGUUAACCUGCCCCGGGCCGUCUACAUCUCCCUGCCACUGGUGACGCUGGUCUACGCGAUGGCCAAUGUUGCCUACCUGGCUGUGCUCUCCCCUGUCGACAUGCUGGCCUCUGAUGCCAUUGCUGUUACCUUUGCUGACCGUCUAAUGGGCAGCGGCAGCUGGGUGAUGCCCUUGCUGGUGGCCCUCUCAGCCUUUGGUGGUCUCUCAGUGCACAUCAUGACUUCCUCCAGGUUGUGCUUCGUGGGUGCAAGACAAGGCCACUUCCCAGACAACCUUGCUCUUAUCAACUGCAAAUGCAACACUCCAAUGUCUUCUCUCAUCUUCCUGGGCCUGUUGUCACUGGUCUACCUCUCCACCACGGACAUCUACUGCCUCAUUGACUACACCAGCUUUGUAGAGAGUUCAUUCAUCCUGUGCAGUAUUGCCAGUCUGCUGUACAUGCGCUGGAAAUACCCUGACAUGGAGCGGCCCAUCAAGGUGAACAUCAUCGUUCCCAUCGCCUUCCUGCUGGUGUGUGGCUUCCUGGUGUUUCUGCCGCUGUAAGUGCGGCCAUAUGAGGUGGGCAUGGGCCUGCUCAUCACUGGCUCUGGGGUGCCUGCCUACUUCCUCUUUGUGUACUGGCAGAACAAGCCAAAAAUUGUCAGAACAGCACUUGAUCAACUCACUGUUUGGACACAGUUGCUCUUCAUAUCUCUGAAAACUGAGUGAGGAGUGACUGACUGCACCUCCUCUACCAUUACUACCAUCACUGCUGCUGCUACUGCUGCUGCUGCCCUACCACAGCUGCCAAGAAAUGCACUUGUGUGUGUGUGUGUGUGUGUGUGUGUGUGUGUGUGUGUGUGUGUGUGUGUGUGUGUGUGUCAUUAUAUCAUACAGCCUUCACAUAUUUUAUCCACUCGAUUAUGGUUCUGUGCAUCAUGGCAAAUCACACUGCUGGUAGACAAUGGAUAUCUGAAAUGUUCCCUACUUUAAUUCCCUCUGAACAGUAAUACCAAAAAAAAAAAAAAAAAAAAAAAAAACAAGAAAAGGUUCUCAGGGGCAGAAUGGUGAACAAAUGGCAAUCGUUGACACAAAGCAGACUUCACUCGUCAGUUUAGACAUUAACCACCUCACCUGUUGUUGUAAGCCAGUGGUUCUCAACCUGGGCGCCUUGCCAAGAAUUUAGGGGGGCCAUGGCGGGCUGUUUCAAGUUAUACAUUUCUAAAUAAUGUUAAUAAUCUAAAUAAGGAAAAAAAAAAACUUGCAUCACUGCCUCGGAAGAAGAAAAUUUAGUGUCAAUACAAGACAGUAAUGGCUGUACACUUUGUAAUGAAGCAGUGUUCUCAUCUCUUUUUUUUUUUUUUUUUUUUUUUUUUUUUUUUUUUUUUUUUUGUCGUGGUGGGAUUCUGGAUAAAAAUGAAGGGAAGCCACACGAAUGUUGAGAAUCCAUGAAGGGGGAAUGGAGAGAAAAAGGUUGAGAACCACUGACUAAGCUAACUACUCCGAGGUAUAGAGGAGGUAUAGAAGGAGGGAAAAGUUGGUGGCCCAUCCACAAUGGUGUGUCUGUUCAGUAGUGAAGGUUUGUACAAGUCAUCGCUUCGUCAUGCCCGUUUUCUCUCUUCCUCAGCCUGCUGGUGCCGCGUUUUUUUUUUUUUUUUUUUUUUUUUCUAUGUAGGAAGGACACUGGCCAAGGGCAACAAAAAUCCAAUAAAAAAAAAUAUGCCCACUGAAAUGCCAGUCCCAUAAAAGGGUCAAAGCAGUGGUCAAAAAUUGAUGAAUAAGUGUCUUGAAACCUCCCUCUUGAAAGAAUUCAAGUCAUAGGAAGGUGGAAAUACAGAAGCAGGCAGGGAGUUCCAGAGUUUACCAGAGAAAGGGAUGAAUGAUUGAGAAUUCUGGUUAACUCUUGCGUUAGAGAGGUGGACAGAAUAGGGGUGAGAGAAAGAAGAAAGUCUUUUGCAGCGAGGGCGUGGAAGGAGGGGAGGCAUGUAGUUAGCAAGCUCAGAAGAGCAGUUAGCAUGAAAAUAGCGGUAGAAGACAGCUAGAUAUGCAACUUUGCGGCGGUGAGAGAGAAGCUGAAGACAGUCAGUUAGAGGAGAGGAGUUGAUGAGACGAAAAGCUUUUGAUUCCACCCUGUCUAGAAGAGCAGUAGGAGUGGAACCCCCCCAGACAUGUGAAGCAUACUCCAUACAUGGACGGAUAAGGCCCUUGUACAGAGUUAGCAGCUGGGGGGGGGAUGAGAAAAACUGGCGGAGACGUCUCAGAACGCCUAACUUGAAGAGAAUGGAGUGUUUACACAGGAAUACACAGGAAAUACGAGUGACAGGAGGCCUUGCGACGUCUUUCUAAAAUUUCAAUAAGUACCGAGGUAAGACUGAUGGGUGAGUAGUUGCCAGCUUCGCUUUUAUUACCUUUCUUGAAUAUCGUUGUGACAUUUGCACAUUUCCAAUGACUCGGUACUGUUCCUUCACGUAACGAUCUACUGAAGAGUAAUUUCAGGGGUAACGUAAGUUCAUCUUGACAUUGUCGCAAUAGUCUUGUUGAUAUUUUAUCAGCGCCUGUGCUUUUAUUGGGAUCUAGGCUUCGUAGGUGUUUGGUUACAUCGUCUUCGCUAAUUAUACCUAUUCUUAGCCUUUCAAUGUCAGAUUUUUUGAACAUAUUGAUCGCGGUCGGUAAUGUCGAGAUAUCUUCGGUGAUAAACACGCUAUGGAAGACAUUAUUAAGAAUCGCAGCCAUGUUAUUGUUGUCACUAACAAGCAUGUUAUUAGUAUCUUUAGUCGGUGCAAUUUUUCCUUUAACAGUUGUUUACUACGUAUUUAUUGAAAGAGUUUUUUUAGGGUUAGUUUUGGCUUUUUUGAUACAUUUAUUUGAAGGUGACGUUUUUAUUUUGUGAUGUCCCUCUCACAACAUCGUUUGGUUGUUACAUGAAGUAUAUGGUCGUCAUCUGAUUUCCAUUGUUUACAAUUGACAUAUAAGCUCGUUUUUCUGGCGAGGAUGUGUUCUGUGUCUUUCCUCAUCCACUGAGGAGUUGUAGUGUUACUUAUCCGUUUUCUUAUUUGAGGGAUCCAUUUACUUGCAGCUUCAAGAAGAAUGCUUGUCAAACUUGCGCACAUCUGCUCCGUGUUUUUAUUUGCAAACACGGAUCGCCAAUUGUUUCUUGUAAUUCUGAUUUAAGGGCCAGUAUGUUACCUUUUUUUUAUAUAACUGGCGACAAGAAGUGCAUUUUCUUUGGUAUCAACCUCGCAAUUUAUUUCACAUCGUACAAUUUUAUGCUCGCUGUUAGCCAGGACCUCGCCAACCUCACCAGCAUUUAUUGACUCGGCGUCUGAUGCCAAGACAAUAUCCUGUGUAUUGUUAUCUAGGGUGGGUUUUCUUACGAAGUGAGAAAGAUGUAGCUUGUUCACUAUUUUGAGUAGCCGGGAUGCCUCAUUGUCACAUGCGCAAUUUUCCCAGUCAGUAUGUGCUAAAUUAAAAUAUUCACUUAUAAUGGAUGUUUUUGUUUUUAUUAUUUUCUAAUUCAUAAUAUAACAUUACUUCAUUCUCUCUCUCUCUCUCUCUCUCUCUCUCUCUCUCUCUCUCUCUCUCUCUCUCUCUCUCUCUCUCUCUCUCUCUCUCUCUCUCUCAGAAAGUAAUUGAAAUUCAAAAUUUUAUUUAUUUUUUCUUCAUUUCCUUAAUGAAGUUUGUUAUUAAUUUUUGUACACGUCAUACACACUGCCUGUGUGAAGAGUGUUUGUUUGUUUGUUUUGUCUGUUUGUUUGUCUGUAGUGUCACGAGUGUUUAUUAUUUAUUUAUUUAUUUAUUAAUUAAUUAAUUUAUUUAUUUUUUAUUAUUUUUUUUGUGUGUGUGUGUGUGUAGGACGAAGAAUGUCCGGAAGAAAACCAAAGAAACCCAUUAGAGAGAGAGAGAGAGAGAGAGAGAGAGAGAGAGAGAGAGAGAGAGAGAGAGAAGGAAAGGAAAGAAAAGAAAACGAUAAACAGAGCGCCAUGCAGGAGGAGGAGGAGGAGGGUGAUGUGUUGAAAUCUUGUAACAGCUGCAGCUUUACGAGCAGUGCUCAGUGCGUCUUUCAAAUGACAUAAGAAAGUUUAAGGGAAUUUUAACAUCAUUUCACCUUGAUGUAUUUCAUCUCCCGCAAUUAUACGAUACAUGUUACAAAAAAGUAUCGAGCCUUGCUGGACUUUUUGUCAUAGAGGACUUGUACUGCUGGAUUUGUUAUCAUGUAUGAGUUAUGUGUUAUAUAAAACUGAAAUAAUGAUAACUAUUUUAAAGAUUACGAAUUUCAUGUUACGAUAAAUAAAUAAAUAAUAAAUAAAUAAAUAAAUAAAUAAAUAAAUAACGAUGUUUACGAUCCGUGUCACGAAGAUAACGAUGCGAUUCCACGAUAACGAUGCAAUUUCAUUUUCCACGAUAACGAUGCGAUUCCAUUUUCCACGAUAACGAUGCGAUUUCAUUUUCCACGAUAACGAUACGAAUUUUCACGAUAACGAUGCGAUCUCAUUUUCCACGAUAACGAUACGAAUUUCCACGAUAACGAUGCGAUUUUAUUUUCCACGAUAACGAUGCGAUUUCAUUUUCCACGAUAACGAUGCGAUUCCACGAUAACGAUACGAAUUUCCACGAUAACGAUGCGAUUCCAUUUUCUACGAUAAUGAUACGAGUUUCCACGAUAACGAUGCGGGCGAUGGCGAUAGCUAAACGAUAGCUAUGUCUGCUCCCAGCCCCGUGGGUGUGAGGGCAGUGACGAUGCAACCUUGCCGCGCCCCACACGGGUCGCCAUGAGCGGUGACCCACCACACACCACUCCCCAACCACUGUCAUGAAGUGAGCCCUUUUCUCCCCUAAAGGACCCCUCGUACUGCCAGUGUCUGGUGCAUGGUGCACGGCGUGCCCUCGUUCAUGGCGAGUUGUUCAGCCCGGCGUCAUCAUUCACCAGACUCUAUGGAAGGAGCCCUUAUCUCCCCAUUAGGACGAAAGCCCUCAAUCAUCAUUUAAAUUUUGAUCCGAAUAUAAAAUCGUCGAUUGCAAGUGAAAAAUGGCUUUGGUUUAAGAGUGUGCAAGAGUCAGGUGAUCAGUGAAACAAGGUGAGACAGCUUUGCUCCUCAGUAUUUGAGUGUACCUUGCAUGUUUGCUGCCCGUGAAUAUGCUCAUGUACGUGUAUGACUGGAUAAAGGCAGUAAUCCAAUGGUAGCUGCCUAAUGGGGAACUGUACAAGAUUAGAUCAAUUUCUGGAUAGCGAGGAUAAGUGGACACAGGUUUGCAUGUGUUGUACAACACCUGCCACCUGUACACCUACUGUUUUUUUUUUUCAUGUUCUUAUGCUCUUAAAAAAAUAUAUAUAUUAAUUUCUUGAUGUUUCUGAUCACGACGUCGUGUAAAUAGGAAUGUUUGAAAUAUAAGGACAAAAAUAAAGGGAUGAAGCAGCAAAGAUGAAAGCUGUGAAGAGGUGAAGGGUUAAGGGGUUGAUGAGUGGGUGAGGGAAGCUCUGUCAGAGAAAACAAUGCAUAGAGAGCAGGAAUAAAGCAAACCGUGUGGUAGGAUUAAUUUUGUUGUUAAAGUACAAGUCCAGAACUAUUAUUAAAGUUGUACAUCUACA